Molecule: messenger RNA, 682 nt
Organism: Drosophila bipectinata
Lineage: Eukaryota; Metazoa; Arthropoda; Insecta; Diptera; Drosophilidae
Product: phospholipase A2
Biological process (GO): phospholipid metabolic process; arachidonate secretion
Source: RefSeq, a predicted model, not a curated record
GCCUUCGUAGACAAUGCUUUCUCGAGCUUUAUUAUUAGCUACUUUUCUGACGGUGGCCUGCGUUUCCCAAGUUAUGGGAAUGGGUGUUAUAGUCCCAGGAACCAAGUGGUGUGGUCCUGGCAACGUGGCCGACAACUAUGAUGACCUCGGCAGUGAAAGGGAGCUGGACAUGUGUUGUCGCGCUCAUGACAAUUGCAAAGAGAAGAUAUCACCUUACGAGGAGGCUUUUGGUCUUCUAAAUGACGGUGUAUUUCCCAUUUUCUCCUGUGAAUGUGAAGCUGCGUUCCGCGGAUGUCUCACUGGUCUAAAAAACUACCAAUCCCUGGCACUUGGACGCAUAUACUUUAGCAGCAAGGAGGUGUGCUUCGGCUUCGGAUAUCCUACUGUUUCCUGCGUGGAGCACCAAAGGCAUCUGUUCGAGAAGCGCUGCUUGAGCUACCGCGUGGACGAGGGAAAGCCCAAGACCUGGCAGUUCUACGACUUGGCUCUCUACACACACGUCACCGGUAGCGAGGAGGAUUCGGAUGCUUGAACCCAGGAUUGACCUACGUUGAUAAGCUUUAAUUUAUUGUACAACUUGAAUUGUAGCCAAAACAAAACAGAAAAUGAUUACUUAGCUUUUUGAUUAUGCGAUGUAUGUAGUUAUUUUGUAAACAAAAAUAAAAAAUAGGCUCAAUUUUAA